Molecule: messenger RNA, 1353 nt
Organism: Tupaia belangeri chinensis (Chinese tree shrew)
Lineage: Eukaryota; Metazoa; Chordata; Mammalia; Scandentia; Tupaiidae
Product: zinc finger protein 677
Exons: 1
Coding region: 1-1353 (450 amino acids)
Biological process (GO): regulation of transcription by RNA polymerase II
Molecular function (GO): RNA polymerase II cis-regulatory region sequence-specific DNA binding; DNA-binding transcription factor activity, RNA polymerase II-specific
Source: RefSeq, a predicted model, not a curated record
AUGCAUAAGUUUGACAACCAGUGGGCAUGUAAUGCGGGAAAUUACGACAGAGUACCUUUGACCUAUAACAAAAACCUGACUCGUAGAAAAGAUCAACAACAUAAUAAAUCCCUAGUUUGUUUUUCCUCAAAACAGAGUGUUUCUGUAAAAGAGAGUACAUGCCAAUAUUUCAUACCAGAUAAACCAUUUAUAAGGGAUUUGUUACAAGUGAAAAAUAGCAUAAGCCAUUCUGGAAACACAUAUUUGAAGUGUUUUGAAAAUAGGAUUGGAUUAAAUUUACAGGCACAUCUGGCUCAUCUGCAGAGAUUUAAAAUUGAUGAAAAAGCUUAUGAAUAUAACCAAGUUAAGAAAUCUAUCAAUAAUGGAUCUUCAGUUUCACCACUUCAAAGAACUCCUCCUAGUGUCAAAAACAACAUUUGCAAUAAAUACAGGAAGAUUUUUAAAUACUCUAAGUUACCUUCACAGUAUGGAAGAACACAUUAUAGAGAAAAAUCAUAUGAAUGUGAUGAUUGUGGAAAGGCUUUUAGCAAAAGUUCAAAUCUUAUUAAUCAUCAGAGAAUUCAUUCUGGACAGAAACCUUACAAAUGUAAUGAGUGUGGGAAAUCCUUUAACCAGUGUUCAAACCUCACUAGACAUCAAAGAGUCCAUACAGGAGAGAAACCAUACAAAUGUAAUGUAUGUGGCAAGGUCUGCAGUCAAAAUUCAAACCUUGUAAGUCAUCAGAGAAUGCAUACUGGAGAAAAGCCUUACAAAUGUAAAGAUUGUGGUAAGGCUUUUAUCCAACGUUCACACCUUUGGGGACAUGAAAGAAUUCAUACUGGAGAGAAACCUUACAAAUGUAGUGAAUGUAGCAAAGCCUUUGCUGAGCGUUCAAGCCUUACUCAACAUCAGAGAAUACAUACUGGAGAGAAACCUUACAUAUGUAAUGAGUGUGGAAAAGCUUUCAAGCAAUGUUCACACCUCACUAGACAUCAGAAUAUACAUCCUGGAGAAAAACCACACAAAUGUAAUGUAUGCGACAAAGCUUUUAUCCAAAGUUCAAGCCUGGUGGAACAUCAGAGAAUCCAUACAGGAGAAAAACCUUACAAAUGUAAUAAAUGUGAUAAGGCUUUUAUCAAACGUUCACAUCUUUGGGGUCAUCAGAGAACUCAUACUGGAGAGAAACCUUACAAAUGUAACGAGUGUGGCAAAGCCUUUACUGAGCGUUCAAAUCUUACACAACAUAAGAAAGUCCAUACUGGAGAGAAACCUUACAGAUGCAAUGAAUGUGGCAGAGCUUUUACCCAAUUUGCAAACCUUACUAGACAUCAGAAAGUACACAGUAAAAGGAAAUAUAAACAAUAUACGUGGUAA